AACUGCGCAGUUCGAGCCCCAGCACACAUUAAGCGCAGUCUCGACAGUGUUAAUUAGACAAUGACGAUAAAGUCAAAUUUAAAGCAAAUACGUGUUGUUGUUUUUUUGCCUUUUUUCCGUGCGCAGGAAGUCCGGGAGUGGAUAGUUGCGGUGUUGAUUUCGAGGUGACAUCUUUGCUCGGCUGCACGGUUGAAUAACAUAGCAAGCUAGCUCUUAAACAGAGGUUGAGGUAAACAAGCGUGCUAUAACACACAAUUUUAGCUCAACAGAGAACUGAUAGCUAUGGCAUUGCAGCUGUUUAGUUAACAUAUAGCACUCAGUGACAUUAUGUCAGCUUUGCUGUCGCUGCACCGUGCUGACCUUUGUAGGAAACACGGUAGAGCUUUGUUGUGGACGCUGUCAAAGCGAAACUCUCAUUUGUUAGCAAACAAGCCGAUAUCCAGCCGCAGUGUCCAAAAUGUGCUGUCCAGGUGGGAUAAUGCCAGAAAGUUUCUUUCAAAAUCAGACCGGACCCUUACAAGUCAGCCACAGAAACUCAUUCAGAGUCUUCUCCACAGACCGCUGGGUCCUGGAAUGGUGGGAAUAAGCAAAGAGUUAAUCAGGAGCCACCUGCUGAGGAACCCUGUCGGUUUGGUCAAUCUGUUAGGUGCAACAAACUUCUUCAGUACAUCUCAGUCUAAACAAGAGAAAAAUAAAAGUAAUGGACCAAAGGGAAAAACUCCAGAGGAAGAUGAAGAGGAGAAGAAACGUCGUGAGCAGGAGGACCAGAUGUACCGGGAGCGCCUGAGGACCCUCUUCAUUAUAGCACUCAUCAUGAGCCUGCUGAACUCCAUUAAUACCAGCGGGGGUAACAUCUCCUGGAAUGACUUUGUCAAUGAGAUGCUGGCCAAGGGAGAGGUGUCACGUGUGCAAGUCGUUCCGGAGAGCGACAUUGUGGAAAUCUACCUUCACCCUGGAGCGGUCAUCUUUGGGAGGCCUAGGCUGGCGCUCAUGUACAGAAUGCAGGUUGCCAACAUUGACAAAUUUGAGGAGAAGCUGAGAGCUGCUGAAGAGGAGCUGAAUAUUGACACCAAGGACAGGAUACCAGUGUCCUACAAACGCACUGGAUUCUUUGGAAACGCAGUCUACGCUCUGGGGAUGGCAGCUAUUGCCGUGGCUAUUCUCUGGUAUAUCUUUCGACUGGCGGGCAUGGGGGGCAGAGAGGGCGGUUUCAGUGCUUUUAAUCAGCUGAAGAUGGCCAAGUUCACCGUUGUGGACGGCAAAUCGGGUAAAGGUGUGAGUUUCAAAGAUGUGGCAGGCAUGCACGAGGCUAAGACGGAAGUUAAGGAAUUUGUCGACUACCUCAAGAAUCCAGAACGAUACCUCCAGCUGGGAGCCAAGGUUCCCAAGGGAGCAUUGCUGCUUGGGCCUCCAGGCUGUGGGAAGACCCUGUUGGCUAAGGCCGUAGCCACUGAGGCCCAGGUGCCCUUCCUGGCCAUGGCUGGCUCUGAGUUUGUGGAGGUCAUUGGAGGCCUGGGUGCUGCUAGGGUCAGGAGUCUGUUCAAGGAGGCUCGAGGCCGAGCACCCUGCAUCGUCUACAUCGACGAGAUCGACGCCGUGGGAAAGAAGCGCUCCACCAACAUGUCAGGUUUCUCCAAUACUGAAGAGGAGCAGACCCUCAACCAGCUGCUGGUAGAGAUGGACGGGAUGGGAACGACGGAUCACGUCAUUGUACUUGCUUCCACCAACAGAGCAGAUAUCUUGGACAAUGCUCUCAUGAGACCGGGACGACUGGACAGGCACAUCUUCAUAGAUCUGCCCACACUGCAGGAGAGGAAGGAGAUCUUCGAGCAACAUCUGAAGAUCUUGAAGCUGACCCAACCAGCUAAUUUCUACUCUCUGCGUCUGGCUGAGCUCACCCCAGGCUUCAGCGGUGCAGACAUCGCCAACAUUUGUAACGAAGCUGCCCUGCAUGCUGCCAGAGAGGGGCACAAGUCCAUCGACACCUUUAACUUUGAGUAUGCAGUGGAGAGAGUAAUAGCAGGAAGCGUAAAGAAGAGUAAGAUCCUGUCUAAAGAGGAGCAGAGGGUGGUCGCCUUCCAUGAGUCUGGACACGCCUUAGUGGGAUGGCUGCUCGAGCACACUGAGGCAGUCAUGAAGGUGUCCAUUGCCCCACGGACCAAUGCAGCUCUGGGAUUUGCCCAGAUUCUUCCUCGUGACCAGUACCUGUUCACCAAAGAGCAGCUGUUUGAGCGGAUGUGUAUGGCACUGGGAGGAAGAACUGCCGAGGCCAUCACGUUUAACAAGGUUACAACAGGAGCUCAAGAUGACUUGCGUAAGGUGACACGUGUGGCCUACUCUAUGGUGAAGCAGUACGGUAUGUGUGACAGCGUGGGCCAGGUCUCGUUCCCAGACACAGAGGAGCAGGGUGCCGUCGGACGCCGUCCUUUCAGCCAGGGCCUGCAGCAGCAGAUGGACCACGAGGCUAAGAUGCUGAUAGCCCGUGCAUACAGGCACACAGAGAAGCUGCUACUGGACAACAGAGACAAGCUAACGCUGUUGGCCAAUGCGCUGUUAGAGCGUGAGGUGGUGAACUACGAUGACAUUGAAGCCCUGCUGGGUCCUCCCCCCUUCGGGCCCAAGAAGAUGAUCGUCCCACAGAGCUGGCUGGAGGCUGAGAGGGACAAACAAGACACGGGAGAAGACGAACCUCAACCGCCUCGGCGCAAACACAGAGAAGAGGACAUGGAUCCACAGCUGGUCUGAUCUUAAAACAUAUGUCUCAGAAUUAUUUUCCACCUGCUGCAUUUUGUGGGUGUCAUCAGGGGGCUGGGUGAAUUUAGAAAACCUGGCAUUGAUUCCUCACUUUUAAGCUUUAUAUGCCUGAAAGUGAAAUCAUCAGUUUCUUGAAACAGCAGCAGUCCAUGUAGACCUUUUUCAGGUAGCUGACGCAUUUAAAUAAUCAGAAACAGGCCUAAAGAACGCAGUGCAACUUUGGCAAUGAUUAUUAUGGGAGGAAUUCCACCAUGUCUCUCAUGUGCUUUCUGCACAGUCAUAUUAUUAUGCCAUGGAAACACUAAAAACAAGCCUAUUGAAACAAGAUGUGUCUAACAAGCCUAAGGUCUAGAAAAACCCUCUAAUUAACAUUUACUGUACAUGCAAUCAACAAUUAUAUGCUCCGUCUUUGAAUUCCCAAAUAGUGUGUGCUAAUACAUGAAACUGAUGUGGGAUCAUGUAUGUAUGGAAACGCACUGUAGCAUAUACAGUUUAUUCAAGUUCGAGAAUUCAUGUUAUCUCACAUUCGCAAACGACCUCGCAAAAGAGCAGCAAGCAUCUGUAACUCAAGUCAUUCGAUAGGGAAAAAAGUUGACUUUAGGGGUGACUGUUUGGACUUUGUGCACCAGAUGUAUUUGGAUUAAGGUCCUCGUAUUGUGUUUGGUGAAGAAUUGAAACAGACUGAAGUAGGCUGCUGUGGACUUUUACCUGUAUACUUAAUAGUGUGUACUUAAUAAAUAAGGAAACUAUAUUUGACAUUUUGAAAUACCCCUUUAAGGUUGACGUGUGUCAUGUUGACGAUAAAACAGCAAAUAUUCCUCCACACACCUGGUCCUUCUCUCACUGUAAGACAUAGAGAUUGAGUGAAUAGGUGGAAUAGGCUGAGCUGGUGUAUUAGGGGUUGUGUAUUGGUUUGAUUGCCACAAGUAAAAGUCCUGAAGGAUGAUGUUGCUAAAUAAUACAAUA
Molecule: messenger RNA, 3720 nt
Organism: Chelmon rostratus (copperband butterflyfish)
Lineage: Eukaryota; Metazoa; Chordata; Actinopteri; Chaetodontiformes; Chaetodontidae
Gene: spg7
Product: SPG7 matrix AAA peptidase subunit, paraplegin
Exons: 17
Coding region: 328-2745 (805 amino acids)
Biological process (GO): protein-containing complex assembly; mitochondrial protein processing
Cellular component (GO): membrane; m-AAA complex
Molecular function (GO): ATP hydrolysis activity; metalloendopeptidase activity; ATP-dependent peptidase activity
Source: RefSeq, a predicted model, not a curated record